GGGCUCUGGCCAGUCAGUCGCCUUUGAUUAUCAGUCUCCAGCAGCCCCUCUCUUGGCUCCUUGACAUGAGCACCAUAUAAGGCGCAGCGAUCUCCAUAGAAACGUGUCAGUUUCAAUAGUAGUGUCAAAGUUCACUAUAUACAGACAUUCGCGCAGAUCCCCCCGUUUCGGAAACAUUGCUGUGCAGCUCUUCUUCCUUUAAAGCAUUUUUGGAGGCUCUCUUCUUUUUCUUCUUGCAUAUUCUACUAGUUGUGUUGUUUUUUUGUUUUUUUUCCCUGCUGCCGCUGCUGCUGCCUUUUUGCUCUUGUGUGAUAUCUUUUCUCCGUGGCUCCAGCUGGAGGAGAGGUGAAAGUCUUCCACGGCGUGGACUCUGUUCGCGGCAGCUCGCCUCGAGAAGAUGAUGAUGAAGAUGAUGAUGAGCUUUAUUUAAGAAUAUACACGCGCCAAAUCUGCAGUUUUUGUGUGCGUGUGCCUUCACUGCGCUGCUCACACGGCGAAGACUGACUGGUGGAAAAGGAGAAAGGAAUUUAUACACCGCAGCACUUUGGAUCGAGCGUCUUUUCACCACAAGAAGGCUUUUUUGUGUAUUUAUAGACAGACUCGCGGGUGUGAAUUGCUUUCCCUUUGUGGCUAUUUCCUAUCAAAGUGCAGUUUUUUGUAACCGCAACACGUCUGGACUCGCCUUUUUCCUACAAGAUCGGGGAUUCCUGAAUGGCUCAGUGUAAUUUACCUUGGAACUGGCCUCCCGAUACUUGCAUAUCCUGAUCGGGUCGUCCCCUCCAGCCAGCGAGCCGUCCGUCCGUCCGCCGCUGUUUUGAAUGUAUUGAUGCCCCCUCCGCCUCCUCCUCUAUGAGAUUCCGUGCAGCGAUUUGACUUUGCAGCCGUCUCGCAGAAAAAAAAGAAUCUCCUUUAUUUUCUCUCCUUGCACGCUCCAGAACCAGUAGCGACCAUUUCGCUUUAUAGCACUUUCCGGGGCCGAGAUAUGGCAAUGGUAGUUAGCGUGUGGCGAGAUCCGCAGGAAGACGUGGCCGGAGGACCUCCGAGCGGCCCCAACCCAGCAGCGCAGCCGUCGAGGGAGCAGCAGCAGGCGGCGUCGGCGGCGCCGCACACCCCGCAGACCCCGAGCCAGCCGGGACCCCCGUCCACGCCGGGCACGGCCGGGGACAAGGGCAGCCAGAACUCGGGGCAGAGCCAGCAGCACAUCGAGUGCGUGGUGUGCGGGGACAAAUCAAGCGGCAAACACUACGGCCAAUUCACCUGCGAGGGCUGCAAAAGUUUCUUCAAGCGGAGUGUACGCAGGAACUUAACCUACUCGUGUCGCGCCAAUAGGAACUGUCCCAUCGACCAGCACCACCGGAACCAGUGCCAGUACUGCCGCCUCAAGAAGUGCUUAAAAGUGGGCAUGCGGCGGGAAGCGGUUCAGCGAGGACGAAUGCCUCCAACCCAGCCCAACCCAGGCCAGUACGCGCUGACCAACGGGGAUCCCCUCAACGGCCAUUGCUAUCUGUCCGGAUACAUCUCGUUAUUGCUGCGGGCCGAACCCUACCCCACGUCCCGGUACGGGAGCCAGUGCAUGCAGCCCAACAAUAUCAUGGGCAUCGAGAACAUCUGCGAGCUGGCGGCUCGGUUGCUCUUCAGCGCCGUGGAGUGGGCCAGAAACAUCCCUUUCUUUCCCGACCUGCAGAUCACCGACCAGGUGUCCCUUCUCAGGCUGACGUGGAGCGAGUUGUUUGUGCUUAAUGCCGCCCAGUGCUCCAUGCCCCUUCAUGUGGCCCCUCUGCUGGCCGCCGCGGGCCUGCACGCUUCGCCCAUGUCGGCGGACCGUGUCGUGGCUUUCAUGGACCACAUCCGGAUCUUCCAGGAGCAAGUGGAGAAGCUCAAAACCUUACACGUAGACUCAGCAGAGUACAGCUGCCUCAAGGCCAUCGUGCUUUUCACGUCAGACGCUUGCGGCCUGUCGGACGCCGCCCACAUCGAGAGCCUGCAAGAAAAGUCCCAGUGCGCCCUGGAAGAGUACGUGAGGAGCCAGUACCCGAACCAGCCAAGCCGUUUUGGAAAGCUCCUCCUGCGGCUGCCCUCCCUCCGCACCGUGUCUUCGUCGGUAAUCGAGCAGCUCUUCUUCGUCCGCUUGGUAGGUAAAACUCCUAUUGAAACCCUCAUCAGGGAUAUGCUAUUAUCCGGGAGCAGCUUCAACUGGCCUUACAUGUCCAUCCAAUGAUCCUUAUGACACACACAAAAAGAGAGGACACGGACCAAAAUCCUCCUCUAAGAAGACUAUAUAUGACUUUUUUUCUGACAACUUUGGAAGACUUUUGCCUCCUUCCCUUCCUCCGCUGUCUUCUGGGACUGAGAUAUGGAAUAUGUACAGAAAAAUAUUGGAACUGGACUUGACACCUGUGUAAAUCCGCCCUCAUCUUCAAGAACAAUACUCGUCAUUUUGUAAAAUACUAGUCUUUAUUUUCUUUUUUUGUAAGAAAAAUUACAAACGAAAUGAAAAACAUCAUAUGCGCAGUAAGAAAAAAAUGAAUCAAGACUUAGCGGGAAAAUAAUGUUUCCAAGCAAUUAUAAGAUUUUGUCCUGUGUCUAUGUACCUCUCUCUCUCUGUUUUGUAUUUUUUCUGGUUCUAAACCAGGCUUUCUGUGAUUCUAUACUAAUAAUUUUUUAUAUAACCUUUUGCUUCUUAUAAUGAGUGCGAUAUAUGUUGUCGAAGCUAUUCUCCAAGAAUUAAAAUUGAAGUGAGAAUUUUAAAAAACAGGAAAAAAUAAAGAAAUUUAGACAAUAAGAAACAAGUCUAAUCGCUAUGACAAUAUUACCACUGAUGGUUGAAUUUUUUUUCCCAACACGAUGGACCUGUAACAACAAACUGACCCUAUUUCCCACCCUCACCCCCCAGGACAUUUUUACUGAGAGGACAUCUGGGGAAACCCCACCUUGCACCCCUCACACCCCUCCCCCUCCCCCACGGCGGCCAUGAGUGCGAUCAUCAGUCAAAGAGGAGAGACAUGAAAAAUCAAAAAGCACUUUUAAUAUAUCAUUUCAAAUACAUUUUUUGUUUGUUUCGUCUUUUGGAGAAAAAAAUCAUUGUUUCUUGAAUUUUAUUGGUUGUUGCCUUCAAUUUGCUUACUCCAUGAUGCAGCUUUUUUUUGCAGAAAGGCUCGGUUGAUGAAGUUGUGUGAUGGUGACUGUAUUAUUAAAAAACAAAUAGGCAACGAUGUCUGUCCCCAAGCAUUUUCCUCCAUCACAGGCAUGCUUUGUUGAAAUAUUUUUACUCACUAAUGCAGUCUGAAAGUCUAACUCCCAGUUCGCUCUUGUGAACCAAUGAAAACUGGCGAUUCACGUUUAAUAUUUAUAUAGCAAAAUGAUACAUAACAAAUCAGAGUCACCUUCCCGUUUAAAGCGUCAACCGUGUGUUUAAAUAUUGACGUAGGCAAAGAAACAAAAAUAGAAAUAAAAGUUUCAUCCGGUGCUUUCAUAUAGGCGUGAACAAUGUGGAAAAUGUAUAUUAUUGAGUAAGCCCGUCGACAUGGGGUGGUCGUGUGCGUGUGUGCGUGUGUGGGGAAAAAACAUUCAUUCAUUGGCUGCCAUUGAUAGCGAUAGACUUCCAAUUCAUUGGCGUUGAAAGCUAAAGUUUCAGUGCCAUUGACAGUGCUAGACGUCCAAUUUUUUUUUUAUGACUCACUGCCAGCCUCUCCCAGCACCGUUGAGUGAGUUAAUAUCCAUUAUCGCGGUCGUUAUCUCUAAAAGUGACGUAUUUUCGUAUAAUUAGGAGCCAAAGACGCGCUCAAAUAACUCCAAAAAGCGACGUUUGGGUGUGACAUUUCUUCGAUUUGCUUGUUAGCAUUCUUUAUCAUCAGAUGUGUUGCUUGUGUUUGCCUUAUGGCCACAUUUUCGCACGCUGAUGACAGGAGGACAAGUGAACGCAUCACGUUGUAAUGUGCUGCUGUCGCCAUACAGUAUGUGUCAUCUCUUAUAGGGGGAGGCGAUCAUCACUUGAUCUGUUAUUCUAUAUAAAGAAUGUACAUAUUGCUCGCUGUUAAGCUUGUCCUGACGUGCUCCUUCGCGUAUAAUGAUAUAUGUGUGACUUGGGUCUCACUUUUUGUGUGGCAUUUCUGCAAACUGGAUGCUUAUUGUUUAAUGGAUUUUAAAUUUUGGUGAUGUAUAAGAGUUACACAGCAAAUCGUGAUGUGUCGUGGCAAAUCUGCCUGUUUUUUUCCGGAGGUUAGCCCGCUUGAUUGCAUGCGGGACUAUACAAUGUUUGUUUGGCUUCAAAAGGAGCAUGACAAAAAGCCCAUGCAGGCAGGCAGGUCGUUUUCGUUUUAUGUAGCUGUGGACUAAAUGGUUUGCUGGGUUAUUAAACGCAGCGUACAGCUGCUUGUCUCCAACAUAAUGUAUUCGAAAUCCCUCCAGAGUAUAACCAUCUUUUAUCCUCUCGCUGAGAGCAUUUUGUUGUACAAUUGUUACACUACGGGCUAUAUAAAGCGAGCGGCACAUGAAAUAGUGGCAUGUGGUCCUAAUUAACGUUUGUGUACAGGCAAUAGGAGAAAACACACCGCAGGACUCAGGAAAAGCCAUUCAAAUAUCUUUGACGUCACCUACAUGGACAGUAGUUCUAAUAUUUCCCCAGCAAUUAAUGUAAUUGAUGCAAUUACAUCAAGAUGUGGGAGAAAUAAAUCCACUUUUGGAAGGGGGAGCUCUGGAUUGGAAAGAGUUAAACAAGUAUUUAGUUUUGUCGCCGGUCAUUCAUCAAAGCACAAGUGGAGAACUCCCAGCACGACCAACGAUUAGUUUGCUUUUUACGCAAGCAGCUGGGUGCGAUUUCACGUUUGAGGUGUGCAGAAAGAGGAACAUUUAUUAUCCCGACGUGUCAGCAACAUGUCCAUUUGGGGCUUGAUUUUAGCGAACUUUUAGGACAUGCCUGUGCAAUCCAGUUUGGCCUUGGAGUUUGACUCCUCUUAAACGACCGGCUCUAAAUCUUAGAUAAGUAAUUUUUCCAAAUCUAUUCUUUUUAGUGCAGGAGGGAGUGUUGAGGCGCGGCAGAGUAUCAGAGGAGGUGUAAUUGAGGGGGCGUUGAGAGGACCGACCCUGAAAGCUGCAGAUGCAAGACGUCUCAAACGUCCACUACCCGACGUCAUGAUGACCAUAACCAGCCUCCACCACCUCGCCGAAGAACCUGAAGAUGGACUCAAAGCUCAUCCAGGAGGUCAACUCGUGCCGUUCUGUGCCUACACGGAUGACACACACAAACACGCUUUAGCUAGAAAUACUCAUGAGCGAUCAAUGCCGACGCGCUCUAGCUUUCACCCUGAACUGGCGGUGAACUCCCACGGAAUGCCGCCAGGAUCUCCACCCUAUCCCAUCGCUUGGGGGUCACCACUGUGCCAAUAUGCAGAUGAGCCCCUGCUCCUCCAAUGACUGUGGUCUUAAGCCCCGCCCCCUCCAACACGCGUACACAUCAGCCUGUCCUGACCCACGAAAUAGACCUUUAACAGCGCUGGACCUCGACUGAAAGGCUUGUGGCAGAGUGGUGGAAGCAUUACCUCAGCUAGGCAACAAAUCAAAUUAAUGUCUUUAGAAGAUAUGGGGAUCAAUGAGAUGUCAUCCAGCUAUACGCUAUGUGUAAAGUGACCCCAUAAACAUGAUGUGAGUACGUUUUAGCAGCUGCAUGAAAAUGUUUAUCAAGAGAUAAGUGGAAGUAUUUAUGGGCAAUUAAACUAAAAGACUCAAAUAAAAUCACACAUGGAAAUAAUAUGUAGGGUAGCUUGGGUGUUUUUGUCCCUCACUACAAUGAAUGCAGAAAUAAAUGUUGAACAUCCUUCAAAUUGUACAAGUCGGAAUUUAGUCACCUAGACAGUAGCGCCAAAUUUUGGAGGUGCCACAAUGUACAAUUCCACACUUGUUUUUUGCAGCCUCAAUUGAAGGGUGUUAAGAGAAGAAUGUGAGAAGAUGGGGAAAAAAAUAACCUGAAGUUACGUGAGAAGACUCCUUUAAAACUGCGUUUUACUCUACUGUGUGGCAUCACUAUUUAUCAAAGUAACCUUCCUUUUACACUUGCAGGACAAUUAAUAUUUUGAAAUAGUAAAACAUGUGACAUGCAUCUGCAACCAGACUCAACUUCAAUUUAUGCCUUUGUCAUUUAAGAGUGACCUUCCAUUUCCUUCGCCGGAUGGUGAAACCUACGGAAUACGGAGGUUGUUUUCAGUUUUGUUUUUGUUCGCAGAUAACUCAAGGACGAAUUAAGGGACUAAACUAAAACUUGAAGAAUAUGUUUGGAAUAUGAAACGCAAAAAGUAAUUACAUUUUGGGGUAAUGAGGUCAAAGGUCACAGAGGUCAUAAGAGGAUUUUUGUGAUUUCUUGAUAGUGGAUUAGCUUAUUUCACUCAAAUUUGCAGGGUAGGUAAUAUGAUGAGAGGAGAAAGACUUAUGAAACUGUCUAUAUGCUAGGUGACAUGGUAUCAUACUUCAAGGGAGUGCUCAGUCGACUAAAUAUGGCGAUGCUUUGAGAUGGCUGCUUAGGCGGAGGUCUGCUCUAUCAAAAUUUUCCUCUCAUCAUUACUGUUUACACAGGGGUGAUAGUGGGCCUGAACACCGUUCUGGCAAGAGGUCCGGUGCGGGAACGGUGCUUCGAUCCCAAGAAUGUGAGGCGAUUGUCAAAACCCCAUGCUAAAAACAACCUGCCUGGCUGGCACACAGGCAUCUCCAAGAGGAAAACAAUAUACUAACGUCUGCUUUACAUACACAAGUGGUAACAACAACCAUAAUAAAGUGCUUGUGUAGUGUCAUCCGUUUCCACCGAUGUGUCGUGUCGAACUGUGCAUGCGCUCGGCUAACCACAGGGACAUCUGUUGCCGGUUCAAUUGGCUGACAUACAGAUAUGUGAUCAGCAUGGAUAGUUAAAUCUGAUUGAUUAGAAUGCACAUGUUUUCUGAGACAGAAAAAGAACAAGCUUGUUGAAUUAAUGCGAUUAAAAAAAAGGGCAAUGGAACAGAAAAUUGAUCAUAUCUUUAAGAGAAGGGAAAGAGUUGAAGAGGCAUUUCAUUUUCUCUGAUGGGGAGGUUCAGAACAUCGUGUUAAUCUAUAAUGCCUGACAACUGAAAUAAUGAACAGAAAAUUCAGAUUUUUUUCGAUUAGAAAUCUUUACGUAAUUAAAAAAAAAAAUGCAUUUUUACAAAAGA
This is a messenger RNA of Corythoichthys intestinalis (scribbled pipefish), 7172 nucleotides long. RefSeq names its product nuclear receptor subfamily 2, group F, member 1a (gene nr2f1a). The coding region runs from base 983 to 2218 and encodes 411 amino acids. Gene Ontology annotation, biological process: positive regulation of transcription by RNA polymerase II; negative regulation of transcription by RNA polymerase II; cell differentiation. The record is from RefSeq and is a predicted model, not a curated record. Lineage: Eukaryota; Metazoa; Chordata; Actinopteri; Syngnathiformes; Syngnathidae. The transcript is spliced from 7 exons. Gene Ontology annotation, molecular function: nuclear receptor activity; zinc ion binding; RNA polymerase II cis-regulatory region sequence-specific DNA binding.